UUUUGCCCUAAUCUCUUCACCUCAGCAACACAGCAGCAAAGAGGCGACCCAUCCAUUCGCCUUCUUCUUCGCCUUCUUCUUCUUCUUCUUCUUCUUCGUCCACAUCUUCCACCCUCGUCUUCUUCGUCUUAUAUAUUUUUUGUUUUGCAGAUCAGCAAGCAACUGGUUUUGUCGCUUCUUGCAUCUCUUCGUCUUCCCUCCGGUGAGAAACUGGUCAGAAUUUUUGGGUGCCCCUGCAUAUCAGCAAGCAACUGUUUUGGUAAGGAGAGAUGGGAGAAAGGAAGGUGUUGAACAAGUACUACCUGUCGGACUUCGAUCCGGCCAAGAUUCCGAGGUGGAGGCAGCCGAAGAACCAGCAGAUGAAGGUGCGGAUGAUGCUUCCCAUGAGCAUUCGCUGCGGCACCUGCAGCAAUUACAUCUACAAAGGUACCAAGUUCAACUCCCGCAAGGAAGAAGUCAUCUGCGAGACAUACUUGGGGAUCCAAAUAUUCAGGUUUUAUUUCAAAUGCACUAAGUGCUCUUCUGAGUUAACAAUAAAGACCGACCCGCAAAAUUCAAACUAUGUUGUUGAGUUGGGCGCAUCACGGAAUUUCGAACCUUGGCGUGCAAAGGAUGAGGAAGCAGAUAAGGAAAAUCAAAAAAGGGAAACUGAAGAGAUGGGAGAUGCAAUGAAAUCCUUGGAGAAUAGAACGUUGGAUUCAAAAAGAGAGAUGGACAUCCUUGCUGCCCUAGAUGAAGUGAAGUCCAUGAGGUCAAGACAAGCAACUAUCAGGGUAGAUGCAAUGCUGGAGAUCUUGCGGCACUCAGCUGAGGAAAAGGAAAAGAAGUUGGAAGAAGAGGAUGAAGCACUCAUAAAAUCAUUAUUUGGAGCACCAAGAGAGGUCGUUUGCAGGAUCGAUGAUGAUAUUCUUGAUGAUGAUGAAGAUUUAUUUCAGAUUUCAACUGACAACACUGAAACAUCAAACAAUAAUUCAAAAAGGAGAAAGAUUUCUGAAGAACUUCCCACUAAUAGGUUUCUGAAGAACUUCCCGCUAAGCCAACAGAUUAUCUGACGAAGUACAAUAUAUGUAUAGCUUGUUUCAUGCUAGAAAGUGAGCCCGCUUACAUAAUGAAGAACCAAACAGCACCCUAGUUUUGUAUUAGGAAUAAUUUCCCCCCUCUUAUAUUCUUCAACGCAAGAACAUCGAGCAUGUUUUUUUUGGUAAUUAAUAUCUGGUGUUGGAACUUUAA
Camellia sinensis is the source of this 1230-nucleotide messenger RNA. Lineage: Eukaryota; Viridiplantae; Streptophyta; Magnoliopsida; Ericales; Theaceae. The record is from RefSeq and is a predicted model, not a curated record.